Rhodotorula toruloides NP11 is the source of this 4122-nucleotide messenger RNA. Its product is annotated as SNF2 family helicase. Gene Ontology annotation, molecular function: ATP-dependent chromatin remodeler activity; ATP binding; DNA binding. Lineage: Eukaryota; Fungi; Basidiomycota; Microbotryomycetes; Sporidiobolales; Sporidiobolaceae. Bases 1 to 4122 code for a protein of 1373 amino acids. Gene Ontology annotation, cellular component: nucleus. The transcript is spliced from 11 exons. The record is from RefSeq and is a predicted model, not a curated record.
AUGGCGCACGCGGGCGGACCUCAAGUGAACGGCAACAGCAACCCCGCCAAGCGGCCUCUUCAGGAGUCGCCGACGCAGCAGCCUCAGGGAGGUUUCCCCUCCGAUUCGACCGCCAGCCGGACCAUCUACACCUCGUUUGAGCCGGCCUUCGCCACGAACGGUGCGAUGAACGGGAACCAGCUCGACGGCGGAGACGACCACGACAGCUUCACGACCAACGGGCUGUACGGAGGGCAGCGAGCAGCAGGGCCUAUGGGCAGGCAGCCUUCUGGCGACGCGGCGCCCGGUUCCAUGGCUUCGACGUCGCCUCAGGGUCAGCCGCGAAAGCGUCUGAGGCGCGGAGGUCCGACACCGAACGACGACACCGGCGACGAAGGCCCCGGCAGCUUCACCGACAGCCUCCAGCACCGCCUCGCAGAUGUCCACGUCAAGUCUGAAGCCGGCUCGGAGGCGUCCUCGGCGGUCGGCAGCGCGAGCGCAAGCAUGGCGCCGACGCCGUCUUACCCUGGCAGCGUGGCUGGCGGCGACGUCAAACCCGACGCAAAGAUGUCGAUGAGCGACUCGACUUCCGCCCUCGCCGGUCAGCCAACGGCUGGACCGUACUCUCUCCACACGCAGUACUCCCAACCACAGCAGCAGAACCCUCCGACGCCGCCUGUCGCGCAGAUGCAGCUCGAGAACCCGGCGUUCCAGGACUUCCUCCGCAAGGUCGGCAACUCCUUCCCGCCCGAAAAGUGCUGGCAGGCGUUCUCGAAGCACCCGACCGACUUCAACAGCGCGCUCGCCGUCCUCGUCGGGGCUAAACCGCUCGGCGCCCCCGGAGGAACGAUGGCGCCCUCCUACGCUGCCGUCAAUCCGCCUGUCGCCUCUCCCGCGCCCGGCACGCCCGGCGCCAUCCCACCCCAGUACGGCGGCGCGAAUCCUCAGUACGCCGGCGUCGCCCAGAAAACCCACUCUCAGCAGCAGACGCCCCAAGCCCUUCAUCCCGCCUAUCCCGGCCAGAUUCCUGGCCAAGUUCGCAUUGCACCCGGCCAGCCGUAUCCGCAGCAGGUCGCGCGCGCUCCGAACGGCAUGUCCAUGCAUGCUCAGGCGGUGGGCACUCCGCAAGGUGCCGCGGCGCUUCAGCAGCAGCAACAGGCGAUCAGCUACUCCCAGCAGCAGCAGGCGAUCGCGUGGCAGCAGCGGCAGGCGAGGGCGCCGCAGGGCCAGCCGAUGACGCCGCAGCAGAUGCAGCAGCGCGGCUACGGACCCGCCGUCACCCCUCAGCAUCAUCCGGCCGCCGCCUACCAGUUCCCGCCCGCCUUUACCGGCGUCGCUGGCAUGACGGACGCGCACGUGAGGCAUUACGACCAGCUGCAGAAGCACUGGAGGGCGGGGACGAUCUCGCAAGCCGACUUCAAGGUCCUCCAGCAGUACAUCAACGUCCUCGCCCAGGCCGACCAAAAGCGUCGAGGCGGACCGGGCUACCCGCCUGGGUAUGGCCAGCCGGCCAUGUACUCGCACCAGGGCGUCUAUGCAGGCGGGCAGCAGGGUCAGAUGCGGAUGCAGCAGCAACAACAACGACCGAAGCCGGUCCCGAAGGCGGUGGCACCCGCAACUUCGGGCUCGAUCCUCGCUCGCCAGCUCGCGCUCGCCAAUGCCACCGCGUCGUCGGCCAGCAAGAAGCACAAGGUCAAGAAGCGCGCGUACGCCAGCGACUCGGACGAUGACGGCGGGGACUACGAUUCGGCAGGCAGUGGAGACGAGUACGGUACGCGGGAGAACCCGGCGAUGGUCGCGCGGCGCGAAGCUCUCGCCGUCGAGUUCUUCAACGACUGCACGAAGGAGAACUUGAUGGAGCUCGCCGGUUGCAACGCGACCCAGGCGACCCUGACGAUGAAGCUUCGACCCUUCGCCAGCGCCAACGACUUCCGCACCCGCACCCGCAAGCAAAAAGGCGUCGGCAACAACAUGAUGGACGUGUACCUCGACGUCGUCACCGGCAUGGGCGAGGUCGACAAGGUGCUCGACGAGUGCGAACAAAUCGGUCGCCAGCUCUCGUCCGUCAUGCAGAUCUGGGCGUCCGGUGCGGCAGUCUCGGCGAAGUCGGAGCAGGGCAAGCCGGGCGCGUCGGGAUCGAAUGAGGUCGGCAUGGAUCUCGUCGCCAUCUCGGAGGAGACGAUCGCGACGAGGGUCGAUACGUCGAACGACCCGCGCGUCCGGGAGGCCUUCAAGGACUACAUUCGCCGGCAGCCCGCAGGCGUGCCCGAGUCGAUCAAGCUCAAGGACUACCAAAUGCUUGGCGUCAACUGGCUCAACCUGCUCUACCGGCGCGGCACGAGCUGCAUUCUCGCAGACGAGAUGGGCCUCGGCAAGACUGCGCAGGUCAUUGCCCUCCUCGCCCACCUCAAGGCGACCGGCGAACCUGGUCCGCACCUCAUCAUCGUCCCUUCGUCCGUCCUCGACAAUUGGAUGCGCGAGUUCAGCAUAUUUGCGCCCGAUCUCAAGGUCGCCACGUAUUACGGCUCGCAGGCCGAGCGUCACGAGUUGCGGAGCGAGCUGCGCAAGAUGGAGGAGCUUGACGCCGUCGUCACGACCUACAACAUUGCGACGGGCAGUCCUGACGACCAGAAAUUUCUCAAGCGCAAGAUGGAUUUCAAGGCGAGUUUGCGUCCUUCCGUCACCGUGUUUGACGAGGGUCAUCAACUCAAGAACAGCGAGUCGAAGAAGUACAAGGACCUGAUGCAGGUCCGUGCCCAGUGGCGCCUUCUCCUCACCGGCACGCCUCUCCAGAACAACCUGCAAGAGCUUGUCUCCCUCCUCUCCUUCAUCCUCCCCGACCAGUUCCGCGAUGCCAACGAAUCCCUCCGCGCCAUCUUCAAGGUCCAGCCGGGCUCGCAGACCAACCUCCUCUCGCGCGAGCGCAUCCUCCGCGCCAAGAAGAUGAUGACGCCUUUCGUCCUGCGACGAAAGAAGGCGCAGGUUCUGACGGAGCUGCCGAACAAGACGGAGCGUAUCGAGUAUUGCGAGAUGACGGAGCUGCAGCGCGAGUGCUACUCGGAGGCGCUGCAACGGAGUCGCAAGGCGCUAAUCGACACCGAGGACGACGAGUUCGAGGUCGUCGCAUCGGAGGACGACGAGGAAGCUGUCGUCGAUGCGGCGGCGGCUGGCGACAACGAGGACAAACCGAAGCGGACUCGCAAGAAGGCUGUCGCCGCGCCGAGCACGAAAAUGGGCAACAAGGCGAACACGUCGUCGAGCGCGCACAUCCUCACCGACCUCCGCAAGGCGUCGAAUCACCCGAUGCUCUUCCGCCGCUUGUACGACGAGAAGAAGCUGAAGGCGAUGGCGCGCGACUGCCUGCGCGAGGAGGAGUUCUUCGACCGCAACAAGGACUUGAUCUUCGAGGACAUGGAGGUCAUGACGGACUUCGAGCUUCAUCGGUUCUGCCAGAUGUACAAGCACCUCAACAAGUACGCGCUCAAGGAGAACGAGUGGAUGCAAGCCGGCAAGAUUGCCAAGCUGCAGGAGAUGCUCCCCGACAUGAAGAAGAAGGGCGACCGCGUCCUCAUCUUCUCGCAGUUUACUCAGGUCCUCGACAUCCUCGAAGUCGUUCUCGACACGAUGGAGCUCAAGUACCUCAAGCUCACGGGUCAGACCGCUGUCGGCGAACGGCAGGGACUCGUCGACGCGUACAACAACAACGAGGACAUCACCGUCUUCCUCUUGUCGACUCGCGCCGGCGGCCUCGGCCUCAAUCUGACGGCCGCCAACACCGUCAUAUUCUAUGAUUGCGACUACAACCCGCACAACGACAAGCAGGCGAUGGAUCGUGCGUACCGUCUUGGACAGACGAGGGACGUCUCGGUCAUCCGCCUUAUCACGCGCGGCUCGCUCGACGAAGACAUGUACCGACUCGCGACCGCCAAGCUCAAGCUCGAUGCUGAGGUUUCUGGGCAGACAUCAUCGAUCACAGCGGGCGAGAAGAAGCCCGAGGAGGAGGAGGAAGAGACGGGCGGCGCGGAGAAGAAGAUGAAGAAGAGUCUGCUCAGCGGUCUCAAGCGGCAGUUCGAGCUCGAGACGCAGGGCGGCGGCGCUACGCAGGCGGAGGUAACGCAGCAGGAGAAGGGUCAGGACGCUUGA